ACAGGGCAAAACACAGAAGCAAAACAAUCGCCGAGCAGCAAAGGAACAAAUUUCGUGAGCAAAGUCUAAUAUUAAACAUAUAAAUAAGACGAGGUUCAUCAGAACAACAGUAACAUGACUAGACUGCUGCUAAGUGUUUGUGUCGUCUUGAUGGCGACAACUUUGCUGCAAACGACUUAUGCGCGUCGCCAUGGAAGCAGACAGAACAAUAAAGUUGAACUAAAGCGGUUCUCUUUCAAGUCGCGUGAACAAACGGAGUUUCGCGACAACAAACUACCUGAAACACUGGACUACGACAUUGACAUUGAAGGAUUUCCUGUGACAACGCUCGAACUCGUUUUGAACACAAGGAUGAAUGUACCGGAAGGUGAAUUUGGAAAUGAAAGAAACGGUUCCCGUAAAUCUAACAGACAACGGACCAAGAAGGUCGGCAUAUACACGGACAAGAACGGGCAUGGAUCUUUUGCAUGCGAAGCGACCAAAGGCAAUGAUUGGCAGUUGAACUGCGAUCUCAGCGGCCUUGUUUACUUCAAUACCGAAGCGUGUUACAUUGGAGGAGGCGUAGAAGAGGCGGAGUGCGGAAACGCUACCACGGAAGGAGAACUGUUAACCUUCUACCCACCCGAUGUUGAGAGAUCAAAGCGUUCCGUUGCCACGCACCAUACAGCAGAUUUACUGGCUCGUGGACGUCGUUCCAUCCUCCCUUCUCCUGGUUUUAAGGUCGUUGAAAUGGCAUUUGCGUUGGAUGCCGCAUUCAUGGACCAAUUUUACGAUCGCCAUCCCGGAAAUACGGCGGCGGCCCGAGAAGAAGCUGAAAUUUUUAUGGCCCUUUUGGCAAACGAGAUGAAUGUUUUCUACGCAUCCGUUAAAGAGGCCUCUAACGGUGCCCUCGACCUUUAUGUUUACCCUGCGGCCGUCGUCUACCCAAGUUACGGGUCUGAUUUCGCCUGGUCCGCAAACCACAAAAGUGGCACUACUCUUUUAUCGGGUACUGCCUUUGACGCUGAUCUGAGAGCGUUUUUCAGCAGUGGCUUCACAUCCAGGCAACAUGAGCAUGCAAUGGCUCUUACUGGGUUAGAUCUCCUUGGCAGCGAUGGAAGCAGCGGAUUGCUAGGAUACGCCUACGUGGGAACAGUAUGUGUAAACACUCAGUACAAGUACUCCAUCAACGAGUACGCCGCCUCCAACGUGGCGUGGGUGGCGUCACAUGAGCUGGGACACGCACUUGGUUCUCAACAUGACCAGUCCACCGACUGUCCGGCCGGCAGGAACGUUAUGUCAGCCUACCUGUUUUCGCCUUCCUCCACCACCGCGGACACUUACAGCAGAUUUUCGACGUGCAGCGCAAGCCAAUUUAUCACCCAUCUAAACAGUAAAACCGACUGCACCGCCCAAAAUGGCUUCACGGACGAGCAGUUCCGAGCCUCGUUUUGCAGUGGCCUGCUUGGUCAGCGAGACAACAGUCUAAACUAUCAGUGUCAGCAGCGAACUGGUUACGCCGGGAGCACUGUGUGCAGCGGAACGAUCAGCGGCGACGCGGGAUGUUACGCCUACGGUCAAGUUGCGUGUAGAGAUGCAAGCGGUGCAUGCAGCGUCAGACUCGGAUUCGUGUGGAAUGGAACCCCGUGCGGUAUUGGGCGGAUGUGCUUUAAAGGACGAUGCGUUGCUAACUUUGAUGUUUGCAACUCCGUAACAACCGCUGCUCCAACAACUGCAGCACCUACAACCGCUGUUCCAACAACCGCUGCUCCAACAACCGCCGCUCCAACAACCGCCGCUCCAACAACCGCCGCUCCAACAACCGCCGCUCCAACAACCGCCGCUCCAACAACCGCUGCUCCAACAACCGCUGUUCCAACAACCGCCGCUCCAACAACCGCCGCUCCAACAACCGCCGCUCCAACAACCGCCGCUCCAACAACCGCCGCUCCAACAACCGCUGCUCCAACAACCGCCGCUCCAACAACCGCCGCUCCAACAACCGCCGCUCCAACAACCGCUGGUCCAACAACCGCUGCUCCCACAACUGCUGCUCCCACAACCGCUGCUCCCACAACCGCCGCUCCAACAACCGCCGCUCCAACAACCGCUGCUCCAACAACCGCUGUUCCAACAACCGCCGCUCCAACAACCGCCGCUCCAACAACCGCCGCUCCAACAACCGCCGCUCCAACAACCGCCGCUCCAACAACCGCAGCUCCAACAACUGCCGCUUCAACAACCGCUGCUCCAACAACCGCCGCUCCAACAACCGCCGCUCCAACAACCGCCGCUCCAACAACCGCUGGUCCAACAACCGCUGCUCCCACAACUGCUGCUCCCACAACCGCUGCUCCCACAACCGCUGCUCCAACACCCACUGCUCCAUAUGGUGAAGAGUGA
Dreissena polymorpha is the source of this 2382-nucleotide messenger RNA. RefSeq names its product spore coat protein SP96-like. Gene Ontology annotation, molecular function: metalloendopeptidase activity. Bases 115 to 2382 code for a protein of 755 amino acids. The record is from RefSeq and is a predicted model, not a curated record. Gene Ontology annotation, biological process: proteolysis. Lineage: Eukaryota; Metazoa; Mollusca; Bivalvia; Myida; Dreissenidae. The transcript has 15 exons.